AUGUUUCCCUCUACAUCCUCCAAGCCUUCUCUGGCAACAGUGAAUUCUUCAUUUUUUCCUCCUCCUUUUCUUCUCUUUUUCUCUUUCUUCCUCUUCCUCCUCUUCCUUUUCUCCCUCCUCCUUUUCUUCUCUUCUGCUUCUUUCUCCUCUUUUUCUCUUUCUCCCUCCUCCUUUUCUUCUCUUCUGCUUCUUUCUCCUCUUUUUCUCUUUCUUCCUCUUCCUCCUCCUCCUUUUCUUCCCUUCUGCUUCUUUCUCCUCUUUCUUCCUCUUCCUCCUCUUCCUUUUCUCUUUCUUUCUCUCUUUCUUCCUCUUCCUCUGCUUCUUUCUCCUCUUUUUCUUUCUUCCUCUUCCUCCUCUUCCUUUUCUCCUUCUUCCUUUUCUCCUCCUCAUUUUCUUUCUCCUCCUCCUCUUCUCCUUCCUUUUCCUCCUCUCACUUUUUCCCCCUUCUCCUUCCUUUUCUUCCUCCUUUUCUUCUUCUUCUUUCUUUUUUCUUCUUGUUCCUCAUCACCACCACCACCAUUUACCAAGUCUGUCAUCUAA
This is a messenger RNA of Acanthosepion pharaonis, 540 nucleotides long. The record is from the annotation of a GenBank genome assembly. Lineage: Eukaryota; Metazoa; Mollusca; Cephalopoda; Sepiida; Sepiidae.